AUGAAGUUUAUUUUAUUGUCCACAAUUUUGAGUGGUCUUCUCUCGUUUGCUGCUGCUGCUCCAAUCAUUUUAAAGAAACGUGAUUGGGAUUACACAAAAGAUAAAAUUCAUGGUGUGAAUAUUGGAGGUUGGCUUGUUCUAGAGCCAUACAUUACACCUUCGCUAUUUGAGACGUUUGGUGACGAUGCACCAGUGGAUGAAUAUCACUACACUCAACAGCUAGGCAAGGAAGAGGCUUCUAAGAGAUUACAAGAGCACUGGGCUAACUGGAUUACAGAGAAGGACUUCGAAUAUAUUGCCAAUCUGGGUCUUAACAUGGUUAGGAUUCCAAUUGGAUACUGGGCUUUUGAAUUGCAGGACAAUGAUCCAUACGUCCAGGGACAGCAAGCGUAUUUGGACAAGGCUCUUGGCUGGGCAGAAAAAAAUGGCUUGAAAGUUUGGAUCGAUUUGCAUGGUGUUCCAGGCUCUCAAAAUGGAUUUGAUAAUUCUGGUUUGCGUGAUCAAAUCAACUGGCAAACUGGUUCCGGAAAUGUCGAUUUCACAUUAAACGUGUUGAAAGAAAUGAUUGAGAAAUAUUCCGAUUCCGAUUACAGCGACACAAUUAUUGGAAUUGAGUUGUUGAACGAGCCUUUAGGAUCCUCCUUGAACAUGGAUGAACUUAAGGUCUUCUACAGUAGUGGCUAUGAACUUGUUAGAGACCAGGAUGCUUCCAUUCCAGUCAUUAUUCAAGAUGCUUUCCAGUCCGAUUACUACUGGGAUGACUUUUUAAAUACUGAGCAAGACACAAACAUUUACGGCGUUGUUGUUGAUCAUCAUCACUACCAGGUCUUUUCUACUGGUGAACUUCAGAGAGACAUGGAUACACGCAUUCAAACCGCAUGUAACUGGGGUAAGCAGGAAGGUGGGGAGUACCACUGGAAUGUCUGCGGAGAGUUCUCAGCAGCCCUUACGGAUUGUGCCAAGUGGCUCAAUGGUUUAGGAAGGGGUGCCAGAUAUGACUCUUCAUAUGGAGGUGGUGCUUAUGUUGGAAGUUGUGAUGAUUUGUACACGUACGAUGAAGACUACUGGAACAAUAGUGAUGUCAUCAAGCAAUACAGGCAGUAUGUGGAGGCCCAAAUGGAUGCAUUUGAGAAUGGAAAGAUGGGAGGAUGGGUUUUCUGGUGUUGGAAGACAGAAUCCGCUGUUGAGUGGGACUUCCAGAGGUUGGCUGGCCUUAACGUCAUUCCUCAGCCUUUGGAUGACAGGUUAUAUCCUAACCAGUGUAGCUUCUAA
Messenger RNA from Brettanomyces bruxellensis, 1272 nucleotides. RefSeq lists its product as uncharacterized. The record is from RefSeq and is a predicted model, not a curated record. The coding region runs from base 1 to 1272 and encodes 423 amino acids. Gene Ontology annotation, molecular function: glucan exo-1,3-beta-glucosidase activity. Gene Ontology annotation, biological process: glucan catabolic process. Gene Ontology annotation, cellular component: cell surface; extracellular region. The transcript has a single exon. Lineage: Eukaryota; Fungi; Ascomycota; Pichiomycetes; Pichiales; Pichiaceae.